Musa acuminata AAA Group (dessert banana) is the source of this 510-nucleotide messenger RNA. RefSeq lists its product as uncharacterized. The record is from RefSeq and is a predicted model, not a curated record. The transcript has a single exon. Lineage: Eukaryota; Viridiplantae; Streptophyta; Magnoliopsida; Zingiberales; Musaceae. The coding region runs from base 1 to 510 and encodes 169 amino acids.
AUGCCAAAAACCCUAAUCUGCCUGCGCCCGUUGCGACGUGCGCGACGUGCGGUGCUGCCGCCGCUUGCGUGCGGCCGUUGCGACGUGCGGCGCUGCCGCCGCUUGCGCGCGGCCGUUGCGACGUGCGGCGCUGCCGCCGCUUGCGCGCGCACGGCCGCUGCGACCUUUCCUGCCUGCGGACGGCGCGCACGGCUGGCCGCGGCUGUUGCCAGCGCGCGGCCGCUGCCGCCGCGGGGGGGGCUGCCUCUGCCCACGAGCGGCCGCUGCGGCGGUUCCUGCCCGCGCGUGGCCGCCGCCUGUGCACGGCCUACCCACGCGCGGCCGCCGCCGGUGCGCGGUUGCCAUACCGCCGCGCUGCCUGUGCCCACGCGCGACCGCUGCCACUACCUGCGCGCGGCUGCCGCGGUUCCUGCUCGCGCUUGGCCGCCGUUGGCGCUUGGCGCGGCUGCCGCUGCCGCUGCUAGCGCUUGGCAGCGGUUGCCACCAUCUGCGGCCACCGCCCUUCCGUAA